Messenger RNA from Oryzias latipes (Japanese medaka), 2699 nucleotides. Its product is annotated as RAS guanyl-releasing protein 1. Gene Ontology annotation, molecular function: guanyl-nucleotide exchange factor activity; calcium ion binding. The record is from RefSeq and is a predicted model, not a curated record. Gene Ontology annotation, cellular component: plasma membrane. NCBI's taxonomy places the organism in Eukaryota, Metazoa, Chordata, Actinopteri, Beloniformes, Adrianichthyidae. Gene Ontology annotation, biological process: Ras protein signal transduction.
CUCGCUGACAGGCUGGGUGAAUCUUAAUUGUGUAAUUUUCAUUGAGGAGUCAGCACAAUGCAGUGAGAGGCACACUGAAGGGAGCAGAGCGAUGAAAUGCUCUCAUCGAGGAGAACGCAGAUGGACAGCUUAGUUCAGCCGCUCGUCGCCCAGUAUCUCGCCAUGGGAUGCCAGUCUAAAGAGAACCAGAGCGAAUGUGUAGCGACGGAAGAAAAGGGGAAAGACGAUGUGAGGGUGACUGGGUGCACCUCUGGCAAGUCCAAAGUUUCUCCUCCGGGACGUAAUCAUAGAUUCCACAAAUUCAGUCCCGUCCAAACCCCCCCAGGUAAAUCAGGGAUGUCUUUGGGACACCUGGCCAAGGGGGCAACCUGGGAGGAGCUUAUCCAGGCCUGCCUGCAGUGCUUCGACACAGAUGGUGAUCUGCGGGGGAGCAGCCACCUGCUGAACGUCACUUUGACCAUGCACCGUCUCCUCAUGUCCUCCAGUGACCUUCUGGACAAGCUCGUCUGUCUAUUUAAGACAGCAGUGGACAAUGAGCAGCCAACACAGUGUCAGAGGAUAUGCUACUUUAUAAGGCAUUGGAUUCAGGAAUUCUGGGGAAUGUUCCGAUUGCACCACAGCUUGUCUGACAAGCUGGAUGAAUUUCGAGAUCUGAUCAGAGAGCAAGGACAGGAGCAUCUUUGCUCUCUCCUAGAGACCAAAUGGAUAAAUGAGCGGGACUGGUCAUGGAAGGCCAGCCAGAAGAUCAAAGCUAACUACAGUAAAAAGAGGAAGGUUUCUCUGCUUUUUGAUCACCUGGAGCCCUCUGAGUUAGCUGACCACCUCACCUACUUGGAGUUUAAAUCCUUCUGCAGAAUAUCAUUUCUAGACUUUCAGAAUUACAUGCAGAGCUGCUGCAUGAAGGACAUUCCUGUUCUGGAGCGUUCCAUCGCUCUGUGUAAUGGGAUGUCCCAGUGGGUUCAGCUGAUGGUGCUGAGCCGGCCGACUGCUCAGCUGAGAGCUGAGGUCUUCACAAAGUUUCUCCACGUUGCACAGAGUCUUCACCAAAUGCACAACUACAAUACACUAAUGGCAGUGGUGGGGGGACUAUGCCAUAGCUCAAUUUCCAGACUGAAAGACACCACUUCACAUGUACCCAGCGAGGUCACCAAGGUCCUGAACGAGAUGACAGACCUGCUGUCCUCCUGCAGGAACUAUGACAACUAUAGACACGCUUACAGCAGGUGUUCGGGUUUUAAAAUCCCCAUCCUUGGUGUCCACCUGAAAGAUCUGAUUACCGUCAAUGAGGCCAUGUCAGACUAUGUGGAAGACAACAAGGUGAAUAUCCAUAAACUCCAAGUCCUCUACAACCACAUCAAUGAGCUCAUCCAGCUCCAGCAGAUCCCACCAAGAUUAGACGCAAACAAGGACCUGGUUCAUCUUCUGACGCUGUCCUUGGACCUUUACUACUCUGAGGAUGAGAUUUACGAGCUGUCUUAUGCACGGGAGCCUAAGAACUGUAAGGCACCUCCAUCCACCCCCUCCAAACCUCCAGUUUGUGUUGACUGGGCAUCUGGAGUGGCUCCUAAACCUGACCCUCGAACCAUCAGCAAACAUGUGCAGAGAAUGGUUGAUUCUGUGUUUAAGAACUACGACCACGAUGAGAACGGCUUCAUUUCUCAUGACGACUUUGAGAAGAUUGCUGCCAGCUUUCCUUUUUCCUUUUGUGUCAUGGACAAAGAGAAGGAAGGCAUGGUGAGCAGAGAGGAGAUCACUGCUUACUUUAUGAGGGCUAGUGUCAUCUGCUCUAAACUUGGCCUUGGCUUCGUGCACAACUUCCAAGAGGCCACUUACAUGAAACCCACUUUCUGUGACAACUGCUCCGGGUUUUUAUGGGGUGUUAUCAAGCAAGGCUACAGAUGCAAGGACUGCGGCAUGAACUGCCACAAACUCUGCAAAGACCAGGUGGCGUUUGAGUGCAAGAAAAACAUCAAAGUGUCCAACACCACCGACAGUCCACCGUUGAGCACUACACCCGUUGCUACGGGCAACUCAGAGGGCUCAGAGGAAUGCCCUUUCCCCUACCCCCCAGACGACAGCAAAGACUACAGCCACAGCUCUCAGUUUGCACCCCGCAAGAGGCCUGUGAGGGUCCAUAGCUACACCCAGACUGAGGGCUCACAGCUCUCCUGUCCUACUGUGGAAGCUGUGGAGGCGACCCAGCUUCAGUCUUCUCUGGCAGUUCCGCCGUUGUCCUCUCCUACGGCUGAAAGCAGCAACCCUCAGCCUUCAAUUUUGACCGCCGUACCACAUACCCUUCCUCUGUCCCCCAACUCAGUGCUGCAGAGGAAAACACGAUACUGCGCCAAAUGGGAAAACAAAGCAUCUGUUUUGGCAAAGAACUGCAAAUCAGGAGAUGAGAGCAAAGGCACACAUGAAUCCCUUGAAUUGGAAAAUCAGAGUCUCAAAAAAGACAAUGAAACACUACGCAGAAAACUGAGGGAGGCAGAAAGAGAGAUGGAGUUACUGAAGACACUUUUGAAAAAUCACGCUCUCCAUCCUUUAGUGGUGGAGGACUCGUCUUAGAAUCUUAUUGCAAGGAGACCGGUGCUGCCCUCACUUGGCUUUCCCAAUGAAUCAUACUAUUUGUCUUAGAUAAUAAAAGUUUUCUUUUUAUUAGAGGAAGGAGCCUAAGGCAAUUUGGCACCAUGAAAGGUAAA